CAAAGCGAGCAGCGGUCUGUGUGUGUGUGUGUGAGGACGCUUACACAGGCUGCAGUGGUUUACAGUGUGGACUGUGUGAGCAGGUAAACGCCGUUUAGUGUGAAACAGGUGUCAGGCGUUUAUGGUUUCUCUUUAGACCCUGAGGUGUGUGUGUGUGUGUGUGUGUGUGUGUGUAGCUCAGAGCUGCUGCAGUGGAGACGCGGUGUAUUGUCGCACACGGAGAAACGGCGACAAGAAGCGGAAGAAUAACGUCUACUGACGGUGCUCUUUGAGCCAGUGACUACGAGAUGCAUGCUGCUUAUUGACGGCCAUGAUGAACGCUAUCCUGGCGAAGGGUGAUAUCAUGUUAUAAGCUCUGGAUGUGUACGAAUGUGAGCGCUUUAAGGUGGCUGAUCAAAGUGUGCACUGAGGCAAGCAGCAGGUCAACACACAGCCACUAAAGAGGGAAUCAUGAGCGCUCGCACCGGGGGAUGGAAGCAGUAAAUCAGCCCAGUCUACCUCCCUGACACGCUGGGUGUGGUGGAUAUCUGUUGGGAGAUGAAUUGGCUGCCAUGCUCACCUUACACACCCUGUCAGUUUCGCCAAACUGCAUUUUGUGAAUGAAGGAUGGGACUCGAAGUGGAUUUAUUGGUACCUGUGCUCGGUUUCUGCUGCAGGGGGAUGGGGCUGCUAUGGACGCUGCUGGCCUCCGCUCUGUUCGCCUGCGGCUCUGCUAUUCUCAUGGACUCUGUGGAAAGCCACAGCACAUUCACUUGUGAGCCCAUAGGGCUCCGUAUGUGUCAGGAUCUCUCCUACAACACCACCUUCAUGCCCAACCUGCUCAACCACUACGACCAACAGACAGCCGCUCUUGCCAUGGAGCUCUUUCACCCCAUGGUGAACCUGCAGUGUUCUCCAGACCUGAGGCCUUUCCUGUGUGCGCUCUACGCCCCCGUGUGUACGGAGUAUGGCCGCAUGUCGCUGCCCUGCCGCAGCCUGUGUAUCCACUCGAAGAGAGACUGUCACAAGCUAAUGGAUAUGUUUGGUGUGUCGUGGCUUGAGGAGAUGGAGUGCAGCAGGUUCCCAGACUGUGAUGAGCCGUAUCCUCGUGCUGUAGACAUGCUGACCACUAUAAACGCCUCGGACGAGUUGCCCAUGACAGUGCAGCGAGACUAUGGUUUCUGGUGUCCUCGUGAGUUGAAGAUUGAGCCUGAGCUGGGUUACACAUUCCUGGGUGUGCGUGACUGCUCUCCUCCCUGCCCCAACAUGUACUUCAGACGAGAAGAGCUCACCUUCGCCCGCUAUUUCAUCGGCGUUAUCUCCAUCGUCUGCUUGUCCGCCACACUCUUCACGUUUCUUACAUUCCUCAUCGAUGUCACACGUUUCCGCUACCCAGAGCGGCCCAUCAUCUUCUACGCUGUGUGCUACAUGAUGGUGUCUCUAGUUUUUUUCCUGGGCUUUCUGCUGGAGGAGCGUGUGGCAUGUAAUGCAGCAAGCCCAGCCCAGUUCAAAGCCUCGACAGUGACUCAGGGGUCCCAUAACAAAGCUUGCACUCUGUUCUUCAUGGUGCUCUACUUCUUCACCAUGGCCGGAAGCGUGUGGUGGGUGAUCCUUACAAUUACUUGGUUCCUGGCUGCUGUGCCCAAGUGGGGCAGUGAGGCCAUUGAAAAGAAAGCCCUGCUGUUCCAUGCCAGUGCUUGGGGCGUACCUGGUGUGCUGACUGUAGCGCUGCUGGCCAUGAAUAAGAUCGAGGGUGAUAACAUCAGUGGCGUAUGCUUUGUGGGAUUGUAUGACGUACACACACUGCGCUGGUUCGUGCUGGCUCCGCUGUGCCUGGACGUGCUGGUCGGUGUGUCUCUGCUGCUUGCUGGAAUUGUGGCCCUAAACCGGAUCCGCAUGGAGAUCCCUCUAGAAAAGGAGAACCAGGACAAGUUGGUGAAGUUCAUGAUCCGUAUUGGCGUGUUCUCCGUUCUUUACCUGGUGCCACUGCUGACAGUGUUGGGCUGUUACCUGUAUGAACAGGCGUACCGUCCAGUGUGGGAGAUCACCUGGGUACAGGAUCGCUGCCGAGAGUAUCACAUCCCCUGCCCUUAUCAGGUGGAGCAGACGAGCAGGCCUGACCUGGUUCUGUUCAUUAUGAAGUACCUGAUGGUGUUGGUUGUUGGCAUCCCAUCUGUGUUCUGGGUGGGCAGUAAGAAGACCUGCUUUGAGUGGGCCAGUUUUCUUCAUGGCCGUAGACGCAAAGAUGCGGUGAACGACAGCCGUCAGGUAUUGCAGGAGCCCGACUUUGCUCAGGCUCUGUUGCGUGACCCCAAUACACCCAUCAUCCGCAAGUCACGUGGCACGUCCACCCAGGGCACAUCCACCCACGCCUCCUCCACUCACCUGGCCAUGUUGGACGACGUACGUAGCAAAGCAAGCAGCGUCCACAGCAAGAUGAGCAGUUACCAUGGCAGCCUGCAUCGCUCACGUGAUGGCAGGUACACUCCCACCAGCCACAGAGGCAUGGAGGAGCGCCCGCCCUACGGGAGCAUGCCCCGCCUUAACGAGCAGCUAUCGCGUCACAGCAGCCUACACCGACUCGACAGUCAAUCACGGCACAGCAGCACGCGGGACUUGAGCCAUCCUCCACCCACCAACAUAACACACGGCUCCAGCAUGAACUGCGUAGUGGAGGAAGACGUAGGGAGUGCGUAAACACUUCAGUUCACGCACACCGCCCUCAGCGUCGACUCGGCUCACGCCGAGGACUCCGGAAUGACAGACUCGUUGCUCUGCAGAUGCUGAAUCCUGCACUCAAGCUGGUACACCAUGUAUUUUACAUGUACAGAAGAGCCUUUGGGAGAAAGUGUGUUGGUCCAUGCUGCCUCUGGUACACCAUGCACUAUUGUACGACUGGUUUCUUUGAUACUCUGAUGUUAAGGGUGAGCGAGUAAAAUAACACAGCAUUACUCUGCCCCCUGCUGAGCAACUGCAGACGUUUCUCACAGUUAAGGCAGUAAAGAAGCGAGCAGCCUGCAGCUGUGCAGUCUUCGAGACACAUCGUCUUACUUGCAGCUUUUUUUCCCCUCACGUGAUCAUCUCCACGGCUCAAAGCCGCUCGUCAGAGCAGCUGCAGCUCCAGAUUCCACUCAGUGAAGAUCUUUUACAUCUUAGCCUUCAUGUUCAAGCACUCAAAGCCAAGUAUAAAGACGAAGAGGGAAUUAAGACAAAGGUCACUGCUUGCCAGAGGCACAUGACUGCCAAGUACAAUUACACGGACAAGCUACAGCUCUUGUGAUGCGUUUCUGUACAUAUUACACUACUCCUCAGAAACCACGUACCUGAAAACCUCACUUCCACCAGACGCAACAUUCCCUGCUGCAUCAACCUACCUCAUCUACCCACUCCUGCCUCAGAUCACACUCAACAUUUAACGUGCGAUUGCGGUCAUGUUUUGAGCCAGCAGAGUGGCACGACUGGAAAAGUGCAGCACUUCCACAACGCAUGUCUUUUUCAUACAAAAGUCUGUAACGUCAUGGAAAGAAGACAUUUAUCGAGGGGCACGUGUAAACGUAUUUUGUGCACACUACUGAUGGCAAUUGAGGAUAACACGGCUUGAACCAGAAAAUCGUGCUGUGCGAGAAUGUAUCGGAUUUAGAAAUCUACAUGAAUAUACACAGAAGCGAGUGGUGCCGCAAAGGCGCAGAUGUAUGUAGUUACAGCUCCUAGUAGAUAAAUGAGCUCCAGUCUGCACUCUAUAUGCAAAAAGCUUUGAAAAUUCUGCCUGACAUUUUUGUUGGUCACUUCAGUAUGCAAUAUGUGCUCCUACUAUAAGCAUGUAAAUGUGCAACACUAAAAUAUUUCAGCCUCCACAUGCUUCUCUGGAACAGGAUUCAGAAUUUAAUACAUAUUUAAAUCAAUUUAUUGAUAUUUUGUAUUUUUUUUUUUUUUUAAAUUGAGCUGCACCGAGGCAUACUUUUAUUAAAUCGUAGCUAAAUCCUGGGUGAUUAUCCCGAGUGCUUUUGUUUGCUUGUUAAAAAAGUGAAUUAUCGUUGUGGUAUUUAGUGCCUAAAGAUGUGACCGUGGACCUGAGAUUUGUAAAAUGACUAUGCUUUAUAACAGCUGCUACUGCUUAUCUAGUUUCUUUGCCUUCAGUCUCCAAAGUAUGCUCAAUACUUCGUGAUCAACUUUUAUCUAUACUGUAGAGACUGCAGAUUUGUGUCGAGGGAGAAAGGUUUAGCACUUUAACUGUGGCUAGCUGUUGAAUGUGUAUAGAUAUUCUUUUCAGGUUUAGGGUCUUGCAAAAUCUCUCUUCUUUCCCCUAAAUAAAGAAAUAAAAUUGCUGGCGAA
Messenger RNA from Neoarius graeffei (lesser salmon catfish), 4311 nucleotides. It is a transcript of the gene fzd3b, whose product is annotated as frizzled class receptor 3b. Gene Ontology annotation, cellular component: plasma membrane. Lineage: Eukaryota; Metazoa; Chordata; Actinopteri; Siluriformes; Ariidae. The record is from RefSeq and is a predicted model, not a curated record. Gene Ontology annotation, biological process: non-canonical Wnt signaling pathway; canonical Wnt signaling pathway. The transcript has 7 exons. Gene Ontology annotation, molecular function: Wnt receptor activity; Wnt-protein binding. Bases 607 to 2676 code for a protein of 689 amino acids.